This is a messenger RNA of Pyricularia pennisetigena, 1563 nucleotides long. RefSeq lists its product as uncharacterized. The transcript is spliced from 2 exons. The coding region runs from base 1 to 1563 and encodes 520 amino acids. Gene Ontology annotation, molecular function: poly(A) binding. Lineage: Eukaryota; Fungi; Ascomycota; Sordariomycetes; Magnaporthales; Pyriculariaceae. Gene Ontology annotation, cellular component: cytoplasm; nucleus. The record is from RefSeq and is a predicted model, not a curated record. Gene Ontology annotation, biological process: regulation of mRNA stability.
AUGCCCGUCGAAAUAGCGCUCAACACGCCGCUGGCGGAUGCCUUAACAAGUGCCAUCCAGCCCAAGCUGGUUGAGGUCGGCUGGGGCACGGGCGGCGCCGAUGAUUCAGCUCUCGCCGAGUACAUUAUUUUGAUGUUGGUCAACGGCAAGACUCAGGAGGAAAUCGCAGCAGAGCUGGCGGGAGAUCUACUGAGCCUUGGCCCCGACGACCCCAACGCGCUUGAAUUUGCGAAAUGGCUGUUUGAGCAGAUUGCUGUCCUCAAUGGGCAGAGCGCACAGAAUGGCGAUGCCGAUGCGAUGUCAUCAACAUCACCAGGAGAUGAUCAAGACAUGGACAUGACCAUGGCUUCGGAAGGAGCCGUCCAAGUCUCUGCUCCUACUGGUCCCAAGGCGAUGCGAAAUGGAAACAUGAACAUUCGGGGAAAUGCCAACCGAGACAGGAGGAUGAUGGGCCAGAUAAACCGCGCGAUGGACAGGACACAAGAAAGCGUGCUCCAUCGCACACGCGGCAACGACAGGAUCAACAGCCAUGCCCGCGGGCCACCCAGCGGACCGCGGGGUGGCAUGGCCGGCGGUAUGCGACAACAGCGCGGUGGAAUGAACCCCAGGGCGGCGAGCAUUGCGCACGGAAUGGCUGCAGCAAUGGGCGGAGGCAUGCAACAAGGAGGAGGGCCUGGUAUGAAUGGUGGCAUGGCAGGCAUGAACAAUGGAUGGAUGCCCCCACAAGGCCAGGAUCUCCAGAUGGGGCUCUUCCAGAUGUUGGAGCAGCAAAACCAGAUGAUGGCUCACUUGCAACAACAGCUGAACCAGCAAAGCAUGAUGCAGUCACGUGGAGGGUACAACCAGCGCGGUGGGCGUGGCGGCAAGCCUCUGUCUGAGCGGGUGCAACAUCAAAACAAGCACAAUAACAACAACGUCCGCCAAGGACAAACGGACCAGAACGGUGGCGAGCAAAAAGCCUCGGAAAAUUCGCAAAACGGCAGCGUCGGGGGCGAAGAUACCGAGAUGGGCCAAGCCAAGCGGGACCCCAAGGAGACGGUAUGCAAGUUCAACCGCAACUGCUCUAACAAGGAUUGCAAGUUUGCACACCAGUCCCCAGCGGCGCCGCCAGGGAUCACAGUCGACGUGACGGACGUGUGCACGUACGGAGCGGCCUGCAAAAACCACAAGUGUGUCGGCUCACACCCGUCACCGGCCACCAGGACGGCGCACAACCAACAGCAGGACUGCAAGUUCUUUCCCAACUGCACGAACCCGCACUGCACCUUCAGGCAUCCUAGCAUGCCACCCUGUCGAAACGGUGGCGACUGCUCCGUCGAGGGCUGCAAGUUUACGCAUGUAAAGACUAUGUGCAAAUUCCGCCCAUGCACGAACCGCUACUGCCCUUUCAAGCACGAGGAGGGCCAGCGCGGCACGUUCCAGGACAAGGUCUGGGUCGCUGGUGGAGAACACGUCAGCGAGAGGAAGUUUGUGGACGAGUCGGGUCCGGUCGAAGAUAUACUGCAGGGCUCUGGUGGCGACUCGGAGAUGGGGGCCACAGAGCGGGAGGCUGUUGCUAGCUAA